CCGUCCGUAUCGAUAGCACCUACUCGUAAUACCGUGGUUCUUAUUAUAUAAUUUAAAUAUAAUUUAAACAAAUCCCAAGCCGAGUGUGUGAGUGUGGAGUUACCACUGUGAACAAUGGUAGCGAGGUGACAAUUGCACAAAUUUUCGCACUAGCCACUACAGCUACAGUAGCAACAUGAGCGACGAUGGUGAGACGCCCCAGAAUGCAUACGCAACAACAAAAACAGCACCACCCACAGCGCUAAGGUCUAGAUCUAGCCAUGCGAGCAUAUUCACUGAACGCUUCUUUGGCGCCUUCCAGUGGGAAGAGUUUGCCUGCGGAUGCGGGGCAGCGUUUGUCAACAUUUCCGCCACAUAUCCCAUCUACAAAAUGAUCUUUCGCCAAAUGCUGCAUGGCACAAGCAUCACAUCUGCCUACGCACAGCUGCGGCAUGAGGGGCUUAGCUUUCUGUACCGGGGGAUGCUACCACCAUUGGCACAGAAAACCAUUUCGUUGUCCAUAAUGUUUGGUGUGUUUGAUGGCACAAGGAGAUAUCUGGUGGAAGACUAUCGCCUAAAUGACUAUGGGGCCAAGGUGAUUGCCGGCGUAGUGGCAGGUAGUGCUGAAUCCAUUCUCCUACCCUUUGAACGCGUGCAAACGCUGCUGGCGGACUCGAAAUUCCAUCAACAUUUCUCUAAUACCUCAAAUGCGUUCAGAUAUGUAGUGGCCCAUCAUGGAUACCGGGAGCUCUAUAGGGGUAUUGAACCAGUAUUUUGGCGCAACGGCAUGUCCAAUGCAUUCUUCUUUGUGCUCAGGGAAGAGGCCAGCGCUCGGUUACCCAAAAGGAAAUCGGUGUCCAGCAGAACUGCUCAGGAAUUCAUUGCAGGGGCCGUCAUCGGUGCCAGCAUCAGCACAAUAUUCUACCCCCUCAAUGUGAUCAAAGUAUCGCUGCAAAGUGAAAUGGGCCAUCUGUCGGAGGGCAGUUGGCAUGCAUGCAAAAGAAUUUAUCGCGAACGCGACAGCCGCAUUGGGAAUUUCUACCGUGGCUGCGCCUUCAACACGGGACGUUCCUUCAUCAGUUGGGGCAUCAUGAACACGGCCUACGAGAACCUGAAAAAGCUGAUGCACAAGCAACCGCAAAUACCACAAAUACCGCAUACAUCUCCGAUAUCUUCAAGUAAGUGAUGGAGGAAGAGGCCAAAUGAGUGUUUGGAUGUGGUUGCAUUAUGUAUUAUGUUGCCUGUACACCAAAGCUGAAUGUACACACAAAACUCUGUUAAUUCUGCCCUUUAGCUAGCAAAUUUUGUUUCGUUUUAAGUCUCUUUUAAGUCGCCUAUGCCGAGAAGCUGAGAUUUAGAUAUUUAUAAUUAUUGUACAUACACACAUCCUAUGAGGAGCAUUUAAAUGAACCCAACCUACUACAAGAUUACAGUUUAGUUAGGUAACGAUAAUUGUAUAUAUAUAUAUAUAUAUAUAUAUACCUGCUAAUAGAAUCCAGUGGAAUAUAUAAUUCAAUUGUGUUGCACAUGUAUUGUGUGUGCUGUGCUAGUGACGUUUGUGAUUCAUUGAAAUUACUAAACUAAAAUAUUACUCAGUGAAUUCAAUGUUCUUAAAUAAAAG
Drosophila obscura is the source of this 1600-nucleotide messenger RNA. Its product is annotated as mitochondrial nicotinamide adenine dinucleotide transporter SLC25A51. The record is from RefSeq and is a predicted model, not a curated record. Lineage: Eukaryota; Metazoa; Arthropoda; Insecta; Diptera; Drosophilidae. The transcript is spliced from 3 exons. Bases 176 to 1165 code for a protein of 329 amino acids.